CGCACGAAUUAUGUAAUGCGCUUCGGCGACAAACUUAACUUUACCCUUUAUGCUUAAAGUUGGCUGUAGUGAACUUGGUGAUCAGUGGGAUCAUAUCCAUGUAUAAGGGAUAUGUGAUCACAAAACUAGCUAUACAUUAGUGGGAAAUGACCAACCCUUGUCGCAACAGUGUUAUAAGAUGCUCUUCAAUUUCAUAUAAGAUCGAGAUAGGCCCUCGUAUAAUCCUUCUAGCCGAUGGAAUGAGAAUUUGGACACCAGCUGUUAGAAACCUUGAUCUAGGCGUGUGCAUCUAGGGUUCUUAAAUAUGGGAAUCGCUAGAUAAUCACAGAGUACUGGUUUUAGGGAUUUGGGGACAAGAGAGGAAGAGUUGGGAAAAUGGAGUUUGGGAGAAAAGAAGAAGAAGUCGUCCUCCUUAGGGUGGAGGGCCGACGGCAGCAAGGAGAAAGAGGGAGAGGGUCGGCCGAACAGAGAGAGAGAGAGAGAGGAAAAGAGAUAUUAGGUUUACGGAAUUCUUGUUCUGUAAAUGCUUACCCUACUAAUCCCAUGAUUACAAAAUAUACAAUCCGAUAAAUUCUCUAUAACUAUCCAAUACUUGCCCAAUAAUCGAUAAUACCCCCAAUAAUUCGAAAAUACCGACCAAUAACACCCAAGAUCCUCAAAACAAUAAUAAACAGACAAAUAAGUCAAAAACUCCAAAAUAGUUAGAAACCGAGUUUCUAACACCGACCAUCAUCGAUCGGUUUCCAAAGUAGCCAUGAAUACUUUGUUGUUGAAAAUGAAAGAAAUUAAUAGCAUCCGCGAAAAAUAUCGAUGAUUUAAUGCUUAGUGAAUGCUUAUUUAUUUCAUGAUAUUUCCUUCCCCUCAUCUACGUACUUAUCUUGUUGCUAAUGAUGAUGGAUGUUUUUGUCAAUAGAUCGACACAUAAUCGUUUUACUUUUUCGCAUGUAAGAUUAUGAUGACAUUGUGGUGAUAUUAAGCUAGAAGUACGUUUAUCCUCCUCUCUUUCUAAAAAUGUUGUGUAUUGUUCAUUCUUGUUAAUUGCGACAUAAAUGGACAUUAUUUGCAGGUUGUCUUAAUUGGGUUUGGUGACCAACAGUGCCCUCUUCAUUUAAUAUGUGUCAAAUCAGUUUGAAUUUUGGUUCUUUUGGAGCGAGAAAUCCAUGGGGUUGAAUUGCUGGUCAUUUUGUCGAGUGGAACUAUGUGAUUCCACAUGGAUUCCCCACAAAACAAUCCCCCAAUUAUAUAACUCGUUUUCCUGGAACACAUAGUAGAUGCAUGCUUUAUGGGGACAAAACUGAAGUUUUGUGGUCUUCGAUUAGUAAGGUAUGCAAUUCCAAUGUUGUAUAUUUUGUGAUCUCUUCUUCUACUAAGGUGGCGAAAUAUAUAUCGAUUCUGUAUCGAUUCUAAGGUAUUAACAAUAAGCUGAUUACGAAACAUACAUGCAACAUAUAUAUUAAAGAACUAAUAAUACCUCUAUGUUACAUAGUUGGUCACGAGUUCGAUUAUUUAGUGAACUGCAUGCGGUCUCAAACAUGAAACGAACACAAUUUGAUUCAUACGUCGUUUGAGUACUAUUAGAUGUGCUAAUACUCAGACGACAUAUAAGAUUGGUAUCUAUACAUAUGCACAUGGGUCAUGAAUCAUGAUGCUAGCUCUUCAAGAGGAGCCCCAUCAAUGGCAUGAAUGGUUCCCAUCCACCCCUUUCUUACACUAGCUAUUACAUAACUUCCUUUGAGCAACUUCCUAUAUAUGGAAACUAAUUGAAAGUUUUGGGUAAAAGAAAGGAUAGAUAAAAUGAGGUAUAUAGACAAACUACUCUCUCUUAUAUAUCUCAUCAUGAAUAAUGGCAAACAUCACACAACAGAACUCCUGCUAGAUAGUGAUAACAUUUUGGCUUUUCUUUCUCUCAUGUAGUAAUGUACAACAAUCCAAAAUGGAAAAGGUUGAAGGCAGUGUUUGACACAUUGUAAAAGGGUGUGUGGGAGAGAGUAUGUGCCUGUGUGGAUAUACACAUAGAUGUUGGAUUCUUUUGGGGAAAAUUCCUUGAAAAGGUGAAUGUUGCUGUAUAAUUACAGAUUUGAUAGCUGAUAAUAAUUAUGGAUGAGGUGCCAAACUAAAAAUUUAUUAGUAUCUUUUGUCACUUCAUUAAUCAUAUCCAAACCCAAACAUCAUGCACCCAUUGUUAUAUAAGUUAGUUUGUCAUUAUAACUCGAAUGGAUAGAACUGAUUCAAUAAUAAAUUUUAUACUACAAAUUAACAUACUCCCUAAAAUUCAAACUACUUAUAUAGACUUGAAGUUUGCUCAGUCCGAAAAUGGAGUCAUCGAGAAUCAAACAGAAGAGCUCUCACUCACAGAAUUAUGACACUCAUCACCCUAUAUGUUGUCACAAUAUUAUAGCGUUGUUAGGUGAAAUUGAUUCAUAAUUAGAAGAACAAUUCAAACAUAUAUAAGAAUAAUAACAAUGUUAAAGGUAUGAUCACGAUGAUUACCAGUUAGAGAUUAAUCUUUUUUUUUUUUGUCAAAUGUUAGAGAUUAAUCUUUUCAUGUUCAUAAACAAGAUAAUUAAACACAUACAGGUUAUCGAACAACUUAAACUAGAUCCCACGUUUUGUCUUGUCAUCAAUUUAUCUUAUCUAAUAAUCCGUUCGAAUAUCCAAAUCGUAAAAUUUCUCGUCUAAAUUUCCAUCGUUUAUGAAUCAAACAAAAGAAGUUAGAGUAUUAUCCACACUAACUGCAUAUAAUUGGUUUUGGCUUGAGCAAAUCUCACGGACUUGGGUAUUUGAGUAAUGACUAUAACUAAACUUGUGAUAAUACAUUAACUACCAACUUCAGAAUUAUGAUCACUAGCUACCACCAAGUGUAGGCUAUUCAUAUAUACUGGCCGCCUGUUAUUUUUAGUUUUGCCUUCACGACACAACACUAGCUAGACAUGCAAACUGAAAUGUUCUUUCUUUCUUUCCUCCAUGGAACUUUUUGGUUGGAGUGCAAGCAAUGCAAAGGCUGCCUUUUCUCUUUUUGUUGGUGGUGGUAUCAGUGUUGUUUUAUGGGCUCAGUUUCAGGGCCUGAUCGAUGUUACUCUCUCUCUCUCUCUCUCAUUCUAAUUAGCAAUUUAGCAUGAGUUCAGAGAGAGAGAGAGAGGAAUCCCCAUAUCUAUCUAUCUAUUCUCUUUAUUGUGUGCAUGGGUUCAAUCAGAGGGAGAAUCUUUUGGCCACAAUCUAUCUCGCUCAGCAGCAGCAGCUGCAGAUAGUUAUUAUGAUGAUCGAUGCCCCUGUUCCAAGGAAUCCAUCACCUCCUCCUGACAGUGACAAUUGAUGAAAGCAAGCCCAUAAUUUCCCCUUCAUUUAAUCACCCACACCACCAUUAAUUAUUACUAUUACUGUAUUCAUCGCUUUCAUUCCUUUCCUUUCCCAAGAUUCUUCACCUUCACCUGCCUGCCAACCAUCUUCUCUGCUUUAGCGAAUUCCCAAGCUUGCAUUAUAUUUGCUUCUGAAUGUCUUGCAUUUUUUGGUUGCAUGAGAUGCCAUCACAAAUUAUAGCCCCCCAUCGUCAAAUGUCUUGUCGUCUAGUCCAUAUUAUAAAGAAUAAUCGAACUUUAUGAAAGAAUAGGUUUUACGAAAAAACUCAUUUAUUUGCCUGCCUUCGUUUCGUCGUCGGUGUUUCUGGACGAGGCGUAAGAGUUCCAGCCGGCCAACACACACGCCGAUGCCUUCAGAAGCAUCCGUGGAUAUCGUCGUCGCCUCGUCGGUCUUUUUUAGCAUUGCGUUGUGUGCUGCUGAGUUCUACAGAAUAACCGGUCAGAAACAGAGUCUGCGGCCCUUAACUCGACCAGGCCGUGACGGACAGUUCCAUCAGCUUCUAAUGGAGAUGGAGGGAGGUUUCAGAUGUUGGGAUGAUUGGUUGGUUGCUCUCUCUUUCUCCCUCCAAGAACAAACAAUCCGCUUCGUCCAAGCUACAAGAAUUCAUGGGGAAAAACAGGGGAGAAGGGACGACAGAUUCUCAAAUCUAUCUGGCGCUGCUAAGCAUGGGCUUCCUCAAUUGAAGGCCCAAAAAACUGAAAUUGGGUGGCGUUUCGGUUGGGAUGUAGGCGGAGGCCGCGCGGAAACGGGAAACCCUCGCGAAGUGAAAAAAACGGGCGUCCGAAACGGUUGGAGCCCCCGCCCAAGCUUCCAAGCCAAGGGAUCAUGGCCAGGGGGGAAACAGGAGGAGAAGUGACCGUUGGUAAGGUUGGGCUUCAGUUUUGACAAAGGCCCAAAAUGAUUCCUCUUUGUUUAAUUAGAGGCCCACAUGUUGGAAAAUGCGACACCCCGUAUUUAUCGGAAGGUAGGCUGACUCUCGGAGAAUAGAUGGGCUUCAGUCAGACGAAGGCCCAAGAUGUGUCCUCCCUUUUUAAUUGAAGGCCCAGAAAACUGAAAUUGGGUGGCGUUUCGGUUGGGAGGUACGCGGACGGCGUGCGAAAAAGGGAAACCCCCGCAAGGGUGAAAAACGGAUGCCAGAAACGGACGAAACGUGAAACGUUUCGGGGCCUCAAAACCAAAAUCGAAACGCGAGAAAUUGACGAGAAAUUGAAAUUGACGAGAUAUCGCGAUAUAAUAAAAUAUCGCGAUAUUU
Messenger RNA from Linum trigynum, 4609 nucleotides. The record is from the annotation of a GenBank genome assembly. Lineage: Eukaryota; Viridiplantae; Streptophyta; Magnoliopsida; Malpighiales; Linaceae.